UGGGUUUGGCGUGGAAGCUCGCGGGGAUCCGUGGAUCGCCCGCUCCGGGCUCCUGGGUUCGGGGAUCGCGCUGUGCGGGAAGAAGACAUCAUGGUUCAACUGGGACGUCCCCUCCUAAAGACGUACCGCAAUCUCCGUGUCGUCAUCCGGUUCGCCCUCGGUGGCUGCACCAAUCGCCCGUACUAUCGGAUCGUGGUUGCCCACAACAGGCGUGCCCGGGACGGCAAGUACAUUGAGCAGAUUGGCUGCUAUGACCCGAUGCCCAACCGGUAUGCCGAGAAGAUUGUGGGCGUGAACUUCGAGAGGCUCAAAUACUGGUUCGCCUGUGGAGCCGCCCCGACCAAGCCUGUUGAAAAACUGCUGGGUCUUUCCGGCUUCUUUCCGCUGCAUCCGAUGACUGUCACAAACGCUGAGCGGAUGAAGAAGAAAAAAGCUCAGGAGGUGGAAAGGGCAGCUGAAGAAGAGGAGCUGGCUGGCAAGGAGGAACAGCAGCAAAGCUGAUGGGCGGAGUGUGAAAACCCCACGCGCGGAUGGAGAAGCGAAACCAUACGGCCCCUUCAAAUCCGGCCGGCGCUGAUUCUUACGGCCCAGCAAAAUUCU
Molecule: messenger RNA, 600 nt
Organism: Candoia aspera
Lineage: Eukaryota; Metazoa; Chordata; Lepidosauria; Squamata; Candoiidae
Gene: MRPS16
Product: mitochondrial ribosomal protein S16
Exons: 4
Coding region: 91-501 (136 amino acids)
Biological process (GO): mitochondrial translation
Cellular component (GO): mitochondrial small ribosomal subunit; ribosome
Molecular function (GO): structural constituent of ribosome
Source: RefSeq, a predicted model, not a curated record